AUGCUGGUUAUCCUGCUUGUUCGAGGGGUCACGCUCCCUGGAGCGUAUGAUGGGAUAAAGUACUAUAUAUAUACCCGGAUACUUUCUCGGCUUAAGGACCCUCAGGUGUGGAUAGAUGCUGGCACGCAAAUCUUUUACUCCUAUGCCAUCACAAUGGGCUUUACUGUCGGUAUUGGAAGCUAUAAUCCCUAUAACUACAAUUGUUACAAGACUGCAUCUGUUUUGUGUUUCUUGGACAGUGUCACCAGCUUCAUUGGGGGAUUUGCCAUGUUCUCUGUCCUGGGGUUCAUGGCACAGGAGCAAGGUGUGCCCGUCUCAAUGGUGGCAGAGUCAGGACCAGGACUGGCUUUUAUCGCAUACCCCAAAGCGGUGACUAUGAUGCCCGUCUCACAACUCUGGUCCUGCCUCUUUUUCAUCAUGAUUAUCCUGCUUGGUCUGGACAGCCAGUUCAUUUACGUUGAGGCACUGUGCUUGGCCAUCACAGAUAUGUACCCAACUGUUUUGCGUAAGGGCUACCGGAGAGAGCUGCUGAUUCUGGCUAUAUGUGUCAUCUGCUACUUAAUGGGACUUUUUAUUGUGACUCAGGGAGGUAUGUAUAUCUUCCAGUUAUUCGAUUAUUACUCCAGCAGUGGAAUCUGCCUUCUCUUUGUGGGGAUAUUUGAGUGUAUCUGCAUCGGCUGGGUAUAUGGGGCAGACCGCUUCUAUGAUAAUAUCCAGGACAUGAUUGGCUAUCGGCCCUGGCCCUUGAUGAAGAUCUCCUGGAUGGCAGUGACCCCAGCCAUAUGCCUGGGCACAUUCCUUUUUUCUGUGAUCAAGUACAUGCCCUUGAAGUACAAUAAUAUAUAUGUGUACCCGCCAUGGGGUUAUGCCAUUGGCUGGCUCAUGGCUAUUGCCUCCAUGAUCUGCAUCCCUGUGUGGGCAAUUUAUAUCCUACUCAAGACGGACGGAUCCUUCAUGGAGAGGCUGCUUAAAGUUGUUUCCCCUGCGGAUGAUCUUCCACAACCAAAAGAGCAAGCAGAGAAAUCGAUAUCCUGCCAAUCCUGCUUUGGUUCUAGAAUGAGGUCCUUCAGUCUUCCAGAAGUUAUCAGCGUCAAGGACCUGGAACUUACUUCACUGUAA
Staurois parvus is the source of this 1119-nucleotide messenger RNA. Lineage: Eukaryota; Metazoa; Chordata; Amphibia; Anura; Ranidae. The record is from the annotation of a GenBank genome assembly.